Vitrella brassicaformis is the source of this 1529-nucleotide messenger RNA. NCBI's taxonomy places the organism in Eukaryota, Vitrellaceae. The record is from the annotation of a GenBank genome assembly.
CGGCCUUCUAUACAGACACUCAUUUCAACUCCCAUCCAUGUCCUCCGUCACGUCAGUCAGUCAAGUCACAGCUACAGCUACGCUACAUCUGAGGUAUUCUCCUCUUCCUGAUGUAGUUGGACGCCAGCUCCUCCCCGGCUAUAUCGACCACCACCUUCUCAAGCCACCGGUGCUCACGACGGUCACGCGCCUCCUGCAGACCAGACCAGACACACAGUCAGACAGAGACACGUACUUACAUGUGAGAGGGAAUGCCGAGGGAGGGGCUUCUGCCCACCUUUCUGUGUUCAAAGACGGUCUCGUCCAUCUUGCGCAUGGCCUCCUUGAUGCGCUCCUUCCUGCUCGCACACACAGGACAAACAAACAUGUGGUGGCGUCCGUGUUCCACGUCACGUGGCACUCACUGUGCUUGUGAGCAGUUCAUGCAUACAUCACGACUUACUUGAAUUCCCGGAUGUACCACUUCUUGGGCCCGAGUGGCUGUCUGUCGUGGUAGUUGAGCGUCCCCUCGUAGAACCGCUUGUCCCACAUCCACGGCAAACCUUAUAUAUCGUGACGCACACACACAAGCAAAGGAGCCGUGUCAACGAAUACGCCUGUCUGCUCAUCAGCCAGCCGUGCGUUCCUUCGCCCAGACAGCCCAGCCCGCCCACCGUUGAUCUGGUACUGCUUCUUGACGUCUGCCUGGUACCGACCGGACAGCCUGCGUGGGCAAUGAAUGCAUCACAGCAGCGAUCGAUGAGUGACACCCUCGCUUCAAAACACUGUAUCUGUCCCUCUGAUUGCAUCUUCCAUCCGCGUACUUGGGUGGGUGCCACUCGCCCAGUUCGUCCUUGUAGGGCAUGAAGUCCCGCGGGAUGUCGUAGCGCCGCAAACUGCCCCUCACAUGACACUUGCGAGGAUCCCACUUGUCCCAAUUCCUGUCAGACAACCAACAACGACCAAAAAGCAGCAGACAAUGAAUGCAGUGAGCCGCCCGGUGUGGUUGCCACACCACACCCAUCAAAUCAAGCAUCCGUCCACACCUACCUAGAGGGCCAUAUGUCGAGGUGGUAGUGUUGGUUCUUGUUGAGCUCCAGGUAGGGGUUGAAUGUGCUGUGGAUGCGGAUGCCGUCUAUCAUGUUCUCCUGGUACUCCCGACGGGGCGUCCCGCGACACUCAGACAUGUAACGCGGCUUCUUCCGCUGCUUCAGCAACUCAAAACGAGACUCCCAAGGCAGAUCACGCACAGCACGGUCCUGCAGGUCAGCGAGCACCACACACAAAGCACCCAGUGGUAUGUGCAGAUCUACCUUGUCUUGGAAGACCAGCGUGAUCGUGUGUGUUUCGUACCACUGCGCCAGUGGUGGUGGCGGAUGUGGGCGGCAGCAGCUCCACAGGAUGGUUGGUCUUCUGCUUCGGCACCCUGAAGCCCCAAUAGGACCGACCAGAGAGGCACACUCCCGGUGAUGCAAACAGCGACUCUGUGCUCCGCCGGCUGCCGGCAGAGAGAGCCGCAUCGCUGCUGAUGCGAAGCAUCUCCCUUGUUU